Molecule: messenger RNA, 731 nt
Organism: Meloidogyne enterolobii
Lineage: Eukaryota; Metazoa; Nematoda; Chromadorea; Rhabditida; Meloidogynidae
Source: the annotation of a GenBank genome assembly
AUGGCCGUGCUUCGCUGCGGUCGUGCUCGCUUCGCUCGCGGCGUCCGUAGCGAAGCGGCGGCCGUCGUUCCGCUCGACAUGCCCGGCUUCCUCCGCAGCGGCAAAAACUUUUUUCCGCGAAAACCUUAUGUGAAAGGUUUCCACACUUUGUAUUAUGAAGGAUUUUGGAGGAGGAUUAUAUUAUACACAAAGAGGAGUUUUAUAAAAUUUUUCUACAGUUUGGCAAUUCAACAGCUUUUGGGGGUUUGGCAAGACAAGCUUUUUACCACGGUUUGGCAAUUCAACAGCUUUUGGGGGUUUGGCAAGACAAGCUUUUUUCCACGGUUUGGCGAGUCAACAGCUUUUGGGGGUUUGGCAAGACAAGCUUUUUUCCACGGUUUGGCGAGUCAACAGCUUUUGGGGGUUUGGCAAGACAAGCUUUUGGCGAGAUAAAACGUGCCGGAUUGGGGAAGGCCAACAUACAACACCCAACGUUCGAGUAUUUAUACUAAAAAAGAUAGAUGCAAAUGUUACACAGAUUACAAUUUAAUUCCCUUAGUUCCUUAAAAAAUUUAAAAAAGUAUUCCCAUGUCGAAAACAAGUGUGGUAUGUUGGUGGAAAGACAAAUACAAUUAUUAAAAAAUGGAAGUUACCAACCUACUUACAUCAAAGUUUUGUGAAUCAUGAGUGCAUAGUUAAAGAACUAAAUCUGUGGCUAAUUGUUUGCCAACUCAAUUCUGAUGUAUUUAUGC